GCGGCGGGGCUGCUCCCUCCCGCCGUCCCCGUCCUGCGCCCCUCACGGGGACCGUCCUUGCGGCUGCGCCCCCCUUCCUCCGUGCGGGGUCGUCGCGGCCUGCCCCGGGCCUCGCCUCGCUUCAGGCGGACGGAGCGCCCUCGCCUCACACCGGGCCCCGCCGCUACCUUACCCCCAGCACAGGGCGCCCGCCUGCCCCGGUGGACAUCGCCUGGCCAUGGCAGCCCCUCCAGCGGGGAAACAGGGGCGGGGGGGCGAGGGCCGCGGCGCGGGAGCCGUCCCGGAGGGGCGGGAAGGGCUCCGCAGAGCAGGGCGGGCAAGGAGGAGGCCUGGCUGGGGCUUGCCUGGUGCCUGCGGCGCCUGUGGCCGAGUGGGACGGGUGUCCUGUAGCAUGGCAGGUGAAGAGGACUUUGUUUUGGAAGAAAAGAAAUUCAAGCAGUACUGUGAAGAAUUUAUUAAACAUUCACAGCAGAUAGGAGAUGGUUGGGAGUGGAGAACUAGCAAGGACCUUGGUGAUGGUUAUCUUAGUAAAACACACUUCCAAGUAAGAAAUAGAAACAUCCCACCAGAUCUCAAGGAGAAAAACAAUGACAACAUUGAACAAACGUUAUUUACACAUGUUGAAGAGUCUUUGGAUGAUUCUCAAGUAGCUGGAGUUUGUGCAGCAGCAGAAGUGAUUCGCUAUGAAUAUCAUGUCUUGUACUCCAGCAGCUACCAAGUACCUGUGCUUUAUUUCAGGGCAUGCUUUUUAGAUGGAAGACCUUUAACUCUGGAUGAAAUAUGGAGAAGUGUUCAUGCAUGCUACCAGGCUCGUCUGCUGGAGGGGCCCUGGGACACUAUUACACAGCAGGAGCAUCCCUUACUUGGGCAGCCAUUUUUUGUUCUGCACCCCUGCCGGACUUAUGAAUUCAUGUCUUCUGUACUGACCGGUUCACGAAAAGAGAACAGACACACAAAUUACAUUAUACUGUGGCUCAGUACUGUAGGCCCAGUUGUGGGUCUAAAUCUGCCCCUGAGUUACGCAAAACUAUCACCUGAGAAGAAUACAAAUGCUGAUUCAGCUGAAAGACCUCUGAGCUGAAGGACAGAUGAUGGUUAGCUGUAGUAAAGCUACUGCAGACUUUCCUAGAGAUGAAAUCAAACAAAGGAAUCCUUCCCAACUGGUAAGCAGUGCAGUGUGGAAAGAUGAGUGUUCAUGGCUCUUUCUCUGGUAAGAACUUGCCUGGUUACAAUGGAAGACCUGAGUUGGCUGCAGUUAUGAUGACAACUCUCAAGCACCACCAAGACCUGAACUCCCUUGUGAUUUCAGUGGCUCCAUGAAGUCACUCAUUUCCUACCUCUGUUUUACUGUGGUUAUGGCCGUAGUACACAAAUGCACAAGCCUAUGGUUCCUUGAUACAGAGUUGAGAUGUGGAGUUUGGAUCUACUAAACUUAUCUACUAAAUGUCAUGUCUCUAGAAAAUCUGCACCAUCUCUGAGGAUAUGUACAGCAAAAUACUUGUAGGAUGUGGCUUAAGCUUGUGGCAAUCGGUGUAUGAUUGAGACUACUUCGCCUAGGGACCACCUUCUCCACCACAGCCUGAUGCACGGACCAUCCCUGGGUUCCACACCACGCACAGAAUAUCUUAAUCCGAGGACUGAGUUAUACUUCACUGAGAAUAUUUUGUGUACGUCAUGCAUCAGGGAACAGACAGGAUCAGGACUGUAGACAGAGUACUUACAGUCUACAUUUGACUGAGCAUGUACAGUUCUAGAGUUCAAGGUGCCUCAUGCUAUCGUAUGAGAACAUCUGUCUUUUCUGUGCUUCACUGCCUCCAAAGGAAGCUUUGCCAUACCCUGUGGGAGUUACUGUUGUAGUCAAUUAGUAUUUCUCAUUGUACUAGUAGUUGUUGUCAGGUCUGGUCCCUAUCCUUCAGUCUUUAUGCAAGCCUCCUGGGACAGCUGCUGAAUUUUGAGCAAGAAGGAAUUGCAUAGUAGUGCAAUCAGUGAAAAACAGAUUAGAAGUAACUUCCAUACAAGUCAUCUUGGAUUCUUUCCCAAUCAUGUUUUAUUUGCAGUAUAAACCAGACCACAAGUCCUGAGCAGCUGAGAUGGAAUUACAGAUUUUACUUUAUACAUUCAGCAACAUGUCACUUGCAUCCAGAGUCCAACGUAUGCCACAUCAAAGCUGGAAAUGUGAAAUGCAUCGGGUUUCAGAUUCUGGGUUUUCAGAUAUUUUGAUUGGUUGCAUAUUUUUAACUUACAUCAUAUGUUAUUGGUGGAUUGAAAUACAGUGCAGUCUUUAAAAUUCCAUUUGUGCAGAAUUCUUUUGCCAGCCAUUUGGAAUUAAUAAUGAAAGCACAUAAUUUAUUCCAUUCUGCAUCAUAACAACCUGAAAAGCCAUUUUUCCAUGUAAGAUUUAUAAAAUAUGGCUUUCCGUUCAUGUACCGUGACAGUAGCUACUUUUAACACUUUUGGUAACACAUGCUUGAUAAUUGCAUCCAUAGCCCAUUUUAAAAUUUAAGGGAGACUUACACAGGAGGAAAAACAAAAAAAACCCCAGAUAACAGCAGUUUAAAGAGCUGUUAAAUGUUCAUCCCUGCUCUGUGAUCUUCAUUCGUGAUACAGUGGAACAGAGGAGGAAAAACAAUCAGCCCUCCUCAGCUGCCCUGCAUUGCUAAGCAGCUCUCUGACAGCUUUUCCUGCCUUUAUCCAGCACAUUGGCACACUCACACCGUGAUGGCUAGCCCUUGGGACCUUUAUUCCCUGUAUAACUUAGAAUUGGCCUCAAGUAGCUUUAUUUAAACCAAGGUCUGAAUUAGCUCCUGCUGACCUUAGGAUCAGGGAAGUGGAAAGGAUUGAUGGAGUUGUUCCCUGUAAACCAUCAGCACUGAAUGCUGCAUCAGCGUAUUAGAGGAUCAGUUAUGCUCAUUUUCCCACAGCAUCACAGAUAUUACCCAGUAACUGCACUGAGGGUUGAAUAUACAGAAGAAAUUCCACUUUUAAACAAUAGAAAUAAUAAAAUGCAAUACUGAGUACAGAGUGGCUUUGGAAUAACUUCUAGCUGAAAUGCUGGUUUUAGUGUUCUCAUAUACUGGACAAGAGCUGUUCCUUGGUAAAGAAGAAAAGAGCCUGGAACAACUUUGAGUAUUAUUUUCAGUACUAGAAGAUUCAACAGCUAAGAUGCUGCUGUGCAAGAUUUAUAGGCAUAGUUUCAUGGGCAUUUCUUGGAGACCCGCUCUUCCUGUUUCUGCCUUGGAAGGAGAAACUGUGGUACAACAGUAGUAUUUGUAAUAGGAUUUGGCCAGUUGGGUUUCUCCACUAUAGGCAAGACUUCUUAUUGCAAGUCUGUGAAGUGUCAUUGCUCUACUUGGAAUGUCAGCAUGUCAUCCAUGUGACACUGUACAUCGGGCACUGUAACUUACAGAUUGUAAGUACAGACAAAAGAAAGCAAUCAUUAAAUAAGUCUGGGAGAAUAUACUCUGGUCACUUUCUCCACUCCAUCAGCCUUCCGUUGCACCUUAAUCUCCCCUUCUUUUUUCCAAGAAUUACAAGAAAAGUGGAAUUUGUAUGUAAAGAAAAAAUAAAUAUUUUUCUUUUACAUGGAGGAAUUCUCAACACCCAUUACUUUCUACCUUAAUUUAUCAUUUGUAAACAAAAUGGAGUAUUAUUUGGACAGGGCAUCGCACAUUGUACUAGACUUAAGAUUUCCUCUGUCAGAGACAACCCGAGGCACUUGUCUAAUGGAUGGCUGCACACAGCGGGAUACUGCUCUGUCAAUGUCCUGACAGUCAUACUCUAACUCCCAGACGCCUUCUCCCAGCAAUUGCUCUACCUCCUAGGUAUCUUAUAGCCAUACAUUCACUUGCCUGGACACCCAGGUUGUUCCCAGUUUUAUGUAGUUGUCUCUGUCUUGCUUCCUUCCCGCUGAUAACACCCCUCCAAAUUCCUCUUCAGUGCCUUGACCUUGUCCCCACAGUUACUGAGACAUGAUGAUAAUAAUGGUGACCAUGAAACUGACAAGGAAACUGACAGUUCCCCUGCCCUGCUACACUUCUUAACCCUUUAACACCAUAAACAAUGAAGUAAAAGAGCAGUGUCAUCAUCAGUGUCAAACGUUUCCCUGAAAUUUGUCCAGAAUACCACUAGACAAAAAUUCAGCUCAGUUAGUACAAAUACACUAAGCUUAGAUUGAGAAACAAAUACAGUAUAACAUAAAUAUUUGGGAUCAAGAAGAGAUAUAACCCUGUCUAGAUAUCUGCUUUCUAAGGGCUUAAGUGGGAGGUGGGCAUCUAAUUUCCCGUUUACAUCUGUGCCUUAAUGACUUAUAGGGUAUUUUAUACAGAAUGUUUAUGUACAAAAACCCUAUCUUAUUUCAAAAUGAAGUUAGUUGCAGUAGUAUUUUGUAAUUUUAUUUAGCAUAUCUAUUGAAGAUUCUUAGAUCUGAACUUGCAUUUUGGGUACAUCUGAAAUCUUUCAGCCUACCACAAAGAAAAUUUCCAGUUCCAAACAGUUUUGUAAAUUUGCUCAGUCGUUCAUCCUUGCUAAUCUGGUAAGACAUAUUGAGGACCAUUGCUUCUGGGGACUUCAUUUUAAGAGAACUGACUCAUACCUGCCCUUGGUUACAAGAAUUAGCAAGAAGAAUGAAUUUUCUGUGUUCAACUACGCCAAAAAUAUGCUUUGCUUUGGAAUGCAGUUGCUACCUACAUAAUCUCUUGUUUGUGUCAGCAUGAUCAGGUUAGAAUUUAACCUCCAUCUGGUGUGCCAGAAGGUUUGUAGUUGGUUGAUUUUGGUUACUGAAGAAACAUUCCUUCAGUCAAAUUGCACGCUUGUUUUCACAACAGUAAAUGUUGAGCUAGGUAAUUAAAGCUGAAUAUAGUGAAGUAAUCAAUAUAAAGUCCAUGAAUUUCAGCAAAACUUUUUCAAUAACUUUUUUUUUUCUAUUUGCUAUGACUAUGGUUUAAUUGGUUUAAUGAGUUUGUUUGGACAUCUGUACGUAUAUUGCAUAGCAUUUCAGUUCCAGCACAAAGGAAAAAAGGUUGCUCUUUCCUCUGAACUGUGAAGUUACAACUAUUUCCUCCAGAAUACUCUCUUCUAGAGCACAGUGUAUGUAUGAAUAUCUGUGCAUAUUUUUAGUAACCUGUAGGCUUUUAAAAGUGUUUCAGAGAGUUUAGAGAAUUUCUUAGCAAUAAGUUCUUACUUUCUAGAAUAAAAAAAAGCGUAUCUGAAUCUCAUAGCUGCAAAACUGCCAUGUCAAGUAGCGGCAGCUUUAAUUCCUAAAUUUAAAAAGCCAGGCUGAUACAGAGGCAUGCCAGGAGAGUAGCCUUGAAGAGAGUAACCAUGUAUUGACUGCUUGGGAAGAAUUAGGAAGGUGUCACACCUGUUAUCUCUAUGUCCUAGAUUUCAUUAGAGUGUUGAAAAACACUGUGCCACAAGGAAGCUUUCCCUUCACCACUUGAAAGCUUGUUGUAACUGUCACCUUCCAAAGAUGAAUUUCAACUUAAGGCGAAAGAUCAGUUUACUGCUGUGUUUGAAAAGAGAAUGGUUUUACAGAACCGUGCCUUGAACGCCUUUUUCCUCAAGCCUGUUAGAAAACAACAUGUUUUCCUGUAGUAUUAUUUUUCAGUAAUGUUAAUACAGCACUCUAGAAAAGGUAGUCCUGUCUAAAAAGAUUAGGCUGCGUGCUUUGUGCGCUGCUGGGUUCAGCAGCAGAGUCCAGAUGCAGUGAGAUACUAUUCAGGUGCUUCCUUUCCCCACCUUUGUUGCUGCCCAGGUUAAGCUAUAGAUAGAGAAGAAUCCCAGUAAGGAGAUUUUCACCAGCAGUCGUCUCAAUCACUGGGAACAAUCCCCAAUGUCUCUUUUGGAAUACAUCACCUUGAAGCACAGGGGCUGGUCUUAAUGAUUUUUACUUCUGCUGAACAAGCGCUGCAGUUGAUGCCACUCUACUUCCACGGGCAGGUAGAGCCCACAGCAGAGGAAAACACGGGCUGAGCAUAGGUGGAAAAAGAUUUGACAAACUGUGGAAAUAAACUAAUCCUUCUUUCCUUUGCACCUGAUCCAAAUUAAAGUUCUGAACUUAAUUUUGGUGGAUUCCAGCCAGGCCUUAUUCCACCAAGCAUUAAUUGCUUCUCCAGGGCUUGUAAAGGUCACUCUCCUGCAUCCAGCAGUCAGGUAUUGUUAGCUUCAUAUGAUUAGCCAAGUCUUUUAAUAUUUACACAUGCUUUGCUAAUGAAUUGGAAACAUGGCCUGCUGUAUCUAUUGCACGAGUUCACCUCUUCUCUGAUCUCUGUGCAUUCCCUUCUGUUAUGGAGGAUUUGGGUUGUAUAACACAUAGUUUCAACGCUUCAUUAUUAGGCUGAAAACCCCUCAUCACCUGGUGACGAGGUUUGGCUUGGCUCAUCUUCCUUUGACUUCUUUCUACAGUGUACAGAUCACACAAGUUAUUCCUGGGCGCUGACAGAAUCCACGGACAUGUUUGCUAGAAGAAUCCUGGUGCCCAAGCGUUGACUAGACGUUAUGUGUUAAACAUGCUUGUAAAACAAAUAAUAAAACACAGCUCGAAAUGUGCAAGCUUUAA
This is a messenger RNA of Grus americana (Whooping crane), 6556 nucleotides long. It is a transcript of the gene ATG10, whose product is annotated as autophagy related 10. Gene Ontology annotation, cellular component: intracellular anatomical structure. Bases 218 to 1081 code for a protein of 287 amino acids. Gene Ontology annotation, molecular function: Atg12 transferase activity. Gene Ontology annotation, biological process: macroautophagy; protein modification by small protein conjugation; protein lipidation. The transcript has 8 exons. The record is from RefSeq and is a predicted model, not a curated record. NCBI's taxonomy places the organism in Eukaryota, Metazoa, Chordata, Aves, Gruiformes, Gruidae.